Molecule: messenger RNA, 1403 nt
Organism: Daphnia pulicaria
Lineage: Eukaryota; Metazoa; Arthropoda; Branchiopoda; Diplostraca; Daphniidae
Product: apolipoprotein D-like
Exons: 4
Coding region: 769-1389 (206 amino acids)
Molecular function (GO): pigment binding
Source: RefSeq, a predicted model, not a curated record
AGUUUCAAAUUUCGCGAACUUAAGUACCCUCUUAAUACACAUUUUCCGCCACUUUCUCAACUAGGCUACUACACCAGUUUACAUUAAAAAUCACUUAAGUACUAUUUCAAUAAAAUUCGCUGCUCUUUUUUUUUGGAAGGGAGGGUGAUAAGAGGAGAGUUAUCGUGUUUCUGGGUAGUUUUACCUUACUGGCCUGAACGUCGCUGGCCUGAACGUCACUGGCCUGAACGUCACUGGCCUGAACGUCGCUGGCCUGAACGUCGCUGGCCUGAACGUCGCUGGCCUGAACGUCGCUGGCCUGAACGUCACCCAUCCGUUUCAUUCUGUGAAUAAAGAUGAAUAGAUUUCCUGUCUCGCAUUCUUCUUUAAUGGGAGUACUGACGGUAUUACAAUACAGUAAAGUACUAUUAUAAUGCGGUCAGGUUUCAUUGUUCGUCAACAAUAUAACGGAGAGAAAUUGUCCUGUAGAAAUCCAUUAGUCACAUACCGUCUCGUUUUGCGUUUUGCGUUGUACAAGAUAUCUAACCAACAUUCAAGCGAUUUCUCUGUAUUUCAUAUGGAAAUUUUCAAUCGAAUGUAAGGCGAACGGACGGAUAGCUUUCGAUUUCACCCCUGCUUCCUAUUUCUAAAUGGAUUCAUAAAAAGAGAAAAAUUAUGCAUGUUACGGCAGUCUUUAUUCGAAGCAUCGCCCGUCAACAUGUACCGUGUUCUUGUUUGUUUAUACAACAUAUUAGAAUAUUUAUAGAUUAAUUUAACUCAAUUUCAAGAAUGAGGCAAUAUUUUGGUUUGGUGAUUGUUGUCUUUUACAUGUACGGCUUGCUUAUUUGGUCUGCGGCUAAAGUAAAAGCACAAAUUGCUUUUGAUGUUGUUUGUCCAAAUGUCAAUAUAGUGCAGGACUUUGAUAUGCAAAAGUAUUCCGGUGUAUGGUUUGAAAUUGAAUCUUAUCCCGACAUGAUUAAUGAGUUCGACAUCUGUGUUUCAUUGAGUUACUCAGUGCAAACAGACGGUGUUCUUCAGGUCGUGAGUUCUUGGUUCAAUACAAGUUCAAAAGCACAUGAGAGUAUCCAAGGAAGCGCUCGUUUUGUUAAUCCUGGCUUGGGAGCCAAACUUCUGGUUACAUAUCCCACUUCAUUUGUUACCGAGUCAAUGUCAACCGACGGUAAUUUUUGGAUCAUCGAAACGGAUUACAAGAAUUACGCUAUCGUUUUCUUGUGUCUUCCGAUUGGACCAAAUAUAAGCUUUCAAUUUCUUUCGUACUUGAGUCGAGAGCGGUUUCCUUUUACGAUGGGUCUCAAUUUCGUGCAUCAACGCAUAGAAACGCUGGGAUUAGACAGAACACUUCUCAAACCCAUCGAUCAGACUAACUGUCCUUCUAAAGCAGAAAAAUAAACUUGUUUGUCUUG